GUUGGGACAGAAACCAGAACUUCAUUUUGCCGGCGCUGGAGUCGUAAGAGACGGUCAGGCGCUUCUCAAUUGGCUUGGAGUUGGCUUGCUGAGUGAGGCGCUGUAGCCUUAGGUGUGGUCUGGUCAUGGCGCCGAAAAGAAAGGUAGAGACAGUUUGGGUCAAGGUGAACGAGAAAAGUCCAAAGCAAUGUUUGCUUGCUCCAUCUUCAGGAAAGCUGGAUGUCAGCAAGGAAGGGCUUCAGCCUGGAGCAGUGGCGAUCAACGGGGUCCAUUACGCUUUCACUCAGAAGCUUCAGACUAUUGUCCCGCUGAAGCAACUGGACCUUGCAGCAGAUGCAAAUGGAGCAUUAGACACAAGCCCGAUCCUUAUCACAGGGCCUCUUCGUGUUGAGGAGGCAUAUGCUCCGGAUGCAGAUGAAGAAGAAGCAGAGAAAGUUCGGGACCCUCUGAGACUAUACAGCGCAGCCGUCAAGCGCCUGGAGCGUAGGUCAGGAGGCACUACAACCACAGCGGGAACAGUGGUGUUUGUUUCAGCACAGGGACACUUUGUGACGUGUCUGCACAGUGUUCUGAGGACACAGGGCAAGAUUUUUCCGGACACCUUCUCAGUUGAGGGGCGGUCAGUUGAGCAUGUUGUCAGCUUCCCAGCUAUUGACAUGUCGGUCUGGAGGGUCACCGGUCCCGGCCCUGCUGAGCAUCCAUACCUCCCCCUCGGGAUCGGCCUUUUUGCUGGCAUGCCCUUUAUGCUCGUCCAUUAUCCGCUGCUUGUUGAUCAGGAGGGACAACAGGACUUUGCGAAGCCAACAGUCACUAGUGGUGUUAUCUCCGCCGUCAGCAAUGGAACGCAGGUCCUUGGUGAUGCCGAGAGCUUCCCCAACAGCUCGGGAGGAGCAGCUUGCGCCGAUGGUCAAGUAAUCGCCAUCAAUACCUGCGGACUAUCUCAUGAGGAUGUCCCACUGUCCCAAGAAGAUGAGGAAGAAGACUUCUCCUCGUUAACAUACGACGAAGCGUGGGUGGGGCCCAAUCAUGAACGCCUCUUCUCGGGGGAGGAAUCCAGCUGCGAUCCAAAGGAUGAGUCCUCUAGUCAGCCCUUGUCUCCGAAGACCUUAACAAGGAAAAUGAAGAGGGCAGAGGCGAAUGCCCCCCACAAAGGCACUCUUUGUGGCAUGGUGCCCUGUAGUCUGCUGCAGCCCAUGCUUGCCAAGUACAAAGUCCUGAAAAUGCCUCAGAUUACCAACCUUCGAGCCUCGAAGCACUGCUUCACAUCAACGCACAACUUGCCGGGCCGCAAUGUUACGCUACGGGGCAUUUCAUUGAACUUCCGCGGACCUGACCUUGGACAAGACCUCUUCAUCUUGUACAAAUCCGUCAAGCUGACUCAGAAAGCUGAUUCACAAUGGGGGGACCGUAACUACUUGAGUACCAGCACCCUUAGAGAACAGCUCACAUACCAGAAUUGGCAAGCAGGUCAUUCGAGUACACCUACUUCUAGCGCGACAACUACGGUUCACGUUGCAGUUCACGUUCCAAAUCUGCUCUUAGACGAGACCAGUCAAGGCGAAAUGGCUGGAACACUCCUGGCCUCGACCUACACUGUAAUCCAUCAAGCUGUUCUGAGAAGCUGCGAGGAGAGUCUUCUUCCUGUGGCAGCAGCGUCCUACCAGCAUCUCUUAGCACAGCAAGGUCCACACCGGCGGAAAAGCUUCAACAGAGGUGAGCUGUUUCAUGCCGGCGGACGCAGCGUUCUGGUCGGGGCGUCUGCGGUUCUCCAUCAACUCGGAAACUCGGACCGGCUGUCCAGUCCGGGCAGGAUGUUUCGGAUGUCGCCCUCCGGAGGGCUGGCGAACCAGGCGGGGGACCCUGAGCGUGUUCCGGAACGAGGGUCACCAAAGCGGAGGGCUUCCACUGCGGCUCUCCGGACGGGCGGUUCGGACGGGCGGUGCGAGCAGCUGCGAACGGUGUUCUCUGUGUUCCGGGCAGAACGGGGCGGAAUGGUAUGUGUCGUAGGCGUAUCACAGCCGUAGGUGUCUUCCAAGUCUCUACAGAUUUCGCUUGAUUGGUUUGAUGUUCUAUGAUUCUUUUCUUGAUGAACACCUCCGGUGCUAGUUUUCCAAGCAUUCUUUGUCCGCGUCGUUGGUGUGAUCUCUGUAAAUUUUCGUUUCCAUCUUACACGAGAACAAACGGAACGGCUUUGUGGUUCACUAUUUUGUAAAAGAAGCUCGUGACAUUCUCUCUUGCUUCUAUCUCCUAAGUCUGGGCUGUUAGACUGGAGUGGGCAUCUUUUAAAAGGGGCUGUAGCUUAAUUGGCAAAGCGCCAAGCAACUGCGAUCGUGGGGCCACAUUGCCCGAGUUGUUCGACCCGCUGAUGUGCGGAGAGCUUAGCAUAUGACUGCGCAUUGAUGUGCGAGACGUGGCGCGAGCAUGUUGAUAGUUUACGUUCAGAUGUUGAUAGCUUACGGAGCGACGUUGACAGCGUAUGAGCUGAUGCGGAUAGUCUGAGAGACUUUGGUGAUAGCUUAUCACUUGACGGCUCGCCAUAUGGAGGGAGCAGGAGAGCUCGAUGAGCUCGUUUGACCGGGUGGGACUUUGUGAGUCGCCCGAGGGCUUAUGCAGCCUAAGCACAGAGAGUGCAGAUAGCCAUUGUGUGGCUAGAGACAGCCUAUGCGGCUAGAGACGGCCUAUGUGGCCGGAGCGAGAGUGCUUUGCACUGCUGUCGUGGACCUGCACGGUUCUUUGAUCGGUGCAGACUAAUCCUGGUGCGUUUUGCGCCUGGGAAGUUCUGACCUGGCGCGUUUCGCGCAGUCGAGACGCAUGCAUGUUUCGUGCAGCGCUUAGUUAGCGACACGAGCAGCGAGGCUUAGACGGCCACGGCUUGUCGGAGGAUUAGAGGCCAGGCAGCCGCCGUGAUGCGGUGGGCAGAGUGACUUACGGGCUUUGCUGACGUCAGAGUGGCGUCACUAGGGUGUCAUGUUGACUAGCC
This is a messenger RNA of Klebsormidium nitens, 2980 nucleotides long. The record is from the annotation of a GenBank genome assembly. NCBI's taxonomy places the organism in Eukaryota, Viridiplantae, Streptophyta, Klebsormidiophyceae, Klebsormidiales, Klebsormidiaceae.